Messenger RNA from Rhizophagus irregularis DAOM 181602=DAOM 197198, 2145 nucleotides. The record is from RefSeq and is a predicted model, not a curated record. Lineage: Eukaryota; Fungi; Glomeromycota; Glomeromycetes; Glomerales; Glomeraceae.
AUGGAGAUUCAUAGGUGUCGUUUCGUAGAGUAUAUGCCAUCAGCUAUUAAUGCUCUUGCAUUUACGACCGGUACGGCUAGACCUUUAGUUGCAUGUGGUCGUGCUAAUGGAGAUAUUGAAAUAUGGAACCCGUUUAGUUGGCACCUAGAAAAAAGAAUAUUAGGUGAAUUGAAUACUUCCGUGGAAUCAAUCAUAUGGGUACAUAAACUUAGUUUAACAGAAACAGAUAAGAUAAUUUAUAGUACAAAAGAUGAACAAGAAAAAGCUUUAAAGGAAUUGGCUAAUAAAUCGCCAAGAUUAUUCUCUGGUAGUGCCAAUGGAUUAAUAAUUGAAUGGGAUACGACAAAAUUAAAAAGCAAGAAAUUUAUUAAUUCACAUGGAGGAGCAAUUUGGUGUAUGGCCGUUAAUCACGCAAAUACAUUACUUGCUAUUGGGUGUGAUGAUGGAGGUGUACGAAUAUUUGAAAUUACAGAUGAUGGAUUAUCCUUAGUAAAAAAUUAUGAUAGAAAGGAAGCAAAAGUUACUUCUAUAGCCUGGGACAAGGAAGAUAAAUAUAUUGUAUUUGGGACUUCGAAUAGUCUUAUUAUAAAGUGGGAUGUUGAACAAGGACGUGAAAUACUUAGGAUAACUCCAGAUAAAAAUUCACGGAAAGAAACUAUUGUAUGGGCAAUUCAAGUGUUAAAUGGUGACUCGCUUGGUUACGUAUGUUUCUGGGAAGGAACAUUUGGCACGAUGAAACAAAAACUUGGUGGUCACGACGCAGAUGUUUUGUGUUUGGUUUCGAAUAUGGAUGGUACAAUGGUUUAUUCUUCUGGAGUAGAUCGUAAAUGUGUUCUAUAUCGAAUUGUUCCUAAACCCAAAUCAUACGGUAAGGAUAAUUCAGUCAAUGAGAAAUACUGGGUAAAGGUAGGAUAUAGUCGUCAUCAUAUGCAUGAUGUGAAAGCUCUCGCGAUAUGUGAAGAAAGGGGUGUUAAUUCUGUAAUUUCUGGAGGUGUUGAUACAACUAUGGUCUUUGCUCCAACUUUAAAUUUCCCUAAAAGCAAAUAUUAUAGGGUGCCUUAUGUUCCUUUAAAACCUAUGAUUAACAUGUCCAAAUCAAAAAAAUUAAUAAUGUUUCGAUCUAAUGAUCAUAUAAAAAUCUGGAGAUUGGGUAAAGAUCAAUUUAAACAAAAAAUUCCUCGUUUGGAAUUAGUAGAACCUCAAAAGGCUAUUUUAGAAAUAAAAUUAAAGGGAAAUAAUCAAUUAAUGGCAAGUUCAAUAUCCGAAAAUGGGGAAUGGAUUGCAGUAUCUGAUGUUGAACGUAUCAAAUUGUUCAAAGACGAUAAUCCAGUUCAUUCAAAUCAUUUAAAAGUACGUAAAAUAAAAGAUUUUCCUCAAGUAACUAUAGACGGACGUAAUGUUGGAGCCAAUUUAUUAGGAUUUGUUCCAAAUGGAAGUAAACUUGUAGUAGCUUUUAUGAAUUCUGAAAUAGUAGUUUUUGGGCUUGAAAUUGACGAAGAGGAUGAUGUUUAUAUAACAGUUCUGGAACGAUUUGAUGACUACUCUACAAAACCUGAUUGUGAACCACUAACCAGCUUGACUAUAAGUGAAGAUGGUAAAUGGUUAGCAACUGGUGAUCUUCUAAAUCAAAUUUACGUAUAUAAUUUAGAGACUCUUAAGCAUCAUAUGACCAUUAAUCAAUUUUCUUCUAUACAUACUUCAUUAACAUUUAAUCCAUUUGAACCUAUACUUGUAAUAACUUUGACAUCAAAUCAAUUCUAUCUUUUUGAUUUACAACAAAAGAAAUUAACCGAUUGGUCAUUAAAAUAUUCAGAAAAACUUCCGCAAAACUUUCUUAAUCUUAAAGAUAAGAUUAUGGGAUGUUCAUUUAAUCCAUCUUCUGAUAGUAUGAUUGUAUGGGGAGCAAAUUAUUUAUGUUUAAUUGAUUUUAAUAAAUGCAAAAUAAAAGAAGGCACUGGAGAACAGGAACAAAAAUAUGAAAAAAUAUAUACGGAUACGAUCAGUUUUCAAUUAGUUAAUAGAUACCAAACAUUAAUGUAUUUAAAUUUUAUUAAACAUAAUCAAUUAGUUGUAGUAGAAAGAUCUUUUAGUUCUAUUUUAGAGAAUUUACCACCAUCAUUUUAUAAAGCAAAAUAUGGUACAUAA